UUUCUAGCAGGGUGGUCUACCAGUCGAUAUGCUUUUACAAGAACCGUGACCUUGGCGGCAUUCUUUCCUUCCCACACUCGAGAUACUAAUCUCCUGCACUCCUUUGGUUCGAGGGCUCUACCCUCUUGCUCUCUCGUUCCGCUCUCUGUUUGCCUCCGAGUUGCGAGAGCUCUGCCACCUCACCUACUCCCUAAAGCGGAGGCCGUGUUCGCCAUGGAGGCCGAGUUUCCCUCGCGCAUCGUCCUCGAUCUCUACACCAACGACAUCGGCACUUUCUCCGUCUGGGGCCGCAAGAACUACACCGACAUCACCAUUACCCAGACCCCCGCCGCCGCCGCCGCCGGUGAGGACGGCACUGUCGCCAUCGCCAACGACGCCGGCGAGCCCUCGUCCGCCAUGUGCGGCGAGAACGAGCUUGUCUGCGACAAGAGCCAUCAGGCCAUGGCCAGUAUCUGCUACCGCCUCAUCAAGGUCCUCAAGACGGACAAGGCCAACGACAUGAUCCGCGGUACCCCGCAGGACUACUGUCUCGAGAUCGAGACGGCGCGUUGCUGCGUCAGCUGGACCGCCUUCAUUGACAAGCCGACGCCCGUCGCGGAGCUCGUCCCCGCCGCGGAGAUUGUGUAUGAUAACUGCCGUGACAUCAUGCGCAGCUACGUCUCUGGCAAGGUGUAUGGUGCUAUUGUGGGCAAUCACUGCAUGGACCAGUGCCUUUCUGAACGGCCGGACGGCUGCUGAUAGUCCGGUGACGAACCUGGGAGCGGGGAGUUCUCUGGAUCGUGGUUCUAAUAUUUAAUGCCAAUGGGGGGAGGGGGGGAGGGGGGAGGCACUCUGGCUUUGGGAAAAGUGCCAGGUCAUGUCAGGUUCAAUGCACGCUAGCUACUUGACUGCAAUAAAUGGUGAAUUGCUUCGCACAAUUUUUCGAGGCCAUAG
This is a messenger RNA of Colletotrichum acutatum, 933 nucleotides long. RefSeq lists its product as uncharacterized. The transcript has 3 exons. The coding region runs from base 214 to 738 and encodes 174 amino acids. Lineage: Eukaryota; Fungi; Ascomycota; Sordariomycetes; Glomerellales; Glomerellaceae. The record is from RefSeq and is a predicted model, not a curated record.